Molecule: messenger RNA, 627 nt
Organism: Mytilus trossulus (common blue mussel)
Lineage: Eukaryota; Metazoa; Mollusca; Bivalvia; Mytilida; Mytilidae
Exons: 5
Coding region: 93-539 (148 amino acids)
Molecular function (GO): calcium ion binding
Source: RefSeq, a predicted model, not a curated record
UGAACUGUAAGAUAACAGUUGGCACUGAUAAUUCAAAUCAGUACUUAAGACGUACACUCUACAGCCUUGUUCUCUUAUCGUAACCAGACAACAUGAAAAAGAUUUUUGGCGUAAUAACUCUACUGACAUUUCUCGCAGGAAUCCUUGCUGAUUCUGAACCUCAGAGAGAGCAAAUACUAUUUGAAAAAGUGGAUAAAAAUUUAGACGGAUAUUUGACCAGGGCCGAACUUGAUUCAGUGUUUCUUCUGUUUGAUACAAAUGGAGACACAAAUAUAACUAAGCAGGAGUUUGACACUGACUGGAUAUCUCUGUACAAGCUAGGAACUCAGAAAGAGGCUAACGUGUUGUUUGAUAAAGCUGAUGCCAAUGACGACUUGAUUAUCGAUGCAGCUGAUUUGCCAUUUAUCUUCAAAUUCUUCGAUGCAAAUUCUGACAAUACAGUUAGUAUUGAUGAGUUUUUGACACAGUGGGGACAACUGACUCUAAUGGCGUUUGGAACAGCACCAACAGUAACUGCAGACAGUACCACUACAAGUUGACAAGCUCAUACUACACCAGGACUUUAUUUUGAUAUUCCUUAUAAUUCAUUCUACUAGUAUUAAUGAAAAUAAAAGCUAGUGCAUUAAA